AUGGAUAAGGCAAAAAUCAACUAUCUUUUGGAAGGGGAGAUCCUAGUUAAAGGCAAGACCUUUGGUCUUUGGCAACCAAAAAAAUACAUCUUAGAUCAAGAACUUAGAAUAUUUUCAAUAAAAAGUUCAAAAUAAAAUAAAAAUUAUCAUCUAGCUAAUUAUUAAGUAAAAUAUAUUCCUCAUUCCUGAUAGAUAGCAAAUGUAGAAAGAAAAAAUAAUAGAUUUUAAUUUGAAUUGGUUUCUACAAUAGGUGAAAAGAAUAUAUUAAUGGGAUCUGACAAUGAGAAAUUUGCCAAUGAGCUUAUGUUAUUCCUAAAAAAAAUGUGUGGAUAAUAACUUCGAACUUAAAGUUUGUUCGAGCCUAAUUUAUCUUCUAAACCAAAUUGUAUGAUAAAUUUUAUUAAAAUGCAGCAUCCUUAAGAGAUUACGAUUACGACAUUCCACAAUUUUUUGAAAUGCCUGAAAUUCGAGAUGCGUAUAUUUUUAUAAUUAAUCUAGUAUUCAAAAUAUCAGAUCCAAAUCUUUCUAAUUGGAAUAGUAUGAACUCACUCAAAAUCAAAUAGUGAAGAUUUAUAGAAAUAAAAACAAUUAACUCAAUUUCAAAGUCUUUAUUACUUUACCUGGAAAUUGUAAUAUUCCUUAGAUAUUUUUUUAGGCAUAGCAAAAUGUCAAACCCAAUUAUUUCAAUCUUAGUAUGAUUGGAAUGUGCACAACAUCAAAGAAUACACUUAAAUUAAAGAUUUCAAAUCUGAUAAAUCCCAAAUGAUAACUGAAAUAAGAUUAAUCAAAAAUUGGUUUUAAUUCAAAAGAGAAUUCACUUAUUUAAGACAUGUGGUUGAAUUUAAAAAAAAAGAAAAUACUAAAAUUAUUAUUGAAAAAAAAGCAGAUCACAAAAUACAUUAAGGCACUGUUUCAGGACUGUUAAAAUUCGCAGUUUGGGGUCUUUAAUUCGAAAACAAUCAAACAAAUAUUGUAUUAUUUACUGAAUAGAGUUACAAUGGGUUAGCCUUUAUUGAAGAAGACUCAAUCCUUUCAUAACAAUAUUUUUUGUAAUUUGAAAAUAUAAUAAAGCAAUCAAAAUCUGAUCCUGAUAAACAACUAAUGCAGGAUUAAGGUUAAGGCAUAAAUCCAAAUAAUAGUCCUCAAAAUGAAUUUUUAACUUCAAAGUCAAAAGUAAAAGUUAUAAAAGAUGCUUAGUAAGCUGAUAUCUCAAAAUAAACAAUUCAAAAUCCAAACUCUCAAUAACCUAUAAUUGUCUCAUCCCCACUCUAGGGUCCCAAUUAAUAAAUUCCAGUUUCAUCGCCCAAUUAAAUGUUACUACCUUCUAAGGAUAAAAAUAUUCCAUAAAUUGGAAAUUUGAAAGAGGAUGAUUAAUAAGUUUAAUAGUAAAUCAAUAUGAAAAAAUCAGCAAAGUCUUCUGAAAUUCUUUUAGGAAAAGUAGAUUAAAAUAAUCUUUCUUAAGGUACGUUAGAAUAAUUGAAGCUAAAGAAAACUUCUAGUUCUUAAGAAUCUUCUCAAGUUGUUGGAAAUAAUAUUUCAUAAAAUAUCCUAUUUCAACAACCGAAAAUAGAGGAUGAUUGUGAAAAUGAUGAAAUUGAACCUAAAAAUGAGGGAUCUGAUGGAAACCUCACUCAAUAUUAUGAUUGUCAGGAUGAUAUUGAUGCUAUGAAUGAUAAAUUGUUUAUUGGAUAAUAGGAUCAAUAAGCAAAUAGUUCUGAUUAAAGUGUGAUGGAAGUCAGGAACUCAAUAACUUAAAGAUAGCCAACGAACAAGAGUCACUAAAUUUAAAGUUAAAGUGAUACAAUCGAAAAUAUUGAAGAUUGGGUAGAAAAAAAGAUGUAGGCUUAUUUCAGUGGAAAAUUUUGUCAAAUUGCCAUAGAUAUAGAACAUAUUUUGAAUCCAUUAGAGUCAGAUCUCAAAGUAGAUAUAUAUAUUCAAUUAAUAUAGAAUAGAAAAUAUAUGAAAGAAUAAGAAGGAGGACACUAUAUUUUUAGAAAAGAUUUUAUGAGAGAUGAAAAAAAUGGCGGACUGAAAUGUAUAAAUGAAGUAAAAGUGAAUGCAUAGAAAAGUGUGGUUAAAUUUUUAUUAGCUAGAAUAGGUAUUAAGUGAUAUAUUUUAAAGGAACUUCACUUUUAAUGGGAAGAUCUCUUACAAGCAUAUCAAUGCCUGUAACAAUAUUCGAAUCCAGAUCUAAUACUGAAAGAGCAUGUAGUUCUUUGGCCUUUGCUCCAGUGUUUUUAGAUGAUGCUGCUAUUUCGAAAGAUAAAUUUUAUAGGAUUAAAUAGUGUGCAGCAUUUUCUUUUGGAUUUAUCUUUUCAUACUUAUCUAUGGAAAAGGUAAGAUCCAUAUAUAAAUAUUGCUAGCCCUUCAAUCCCAUUUUAGGAGAAACCUUUUAAGGUUAUUUCGAUAAUUGUCCAAUAUAUUGCGAAUAAAUUAGUCAUCAUCCUCCCGUUUGCAUUAUCUAAUAUUAUGGUCGAAAAUAUAAGUAUGAAUAUUCUAAAUAUGAAUAGAAUUGAUGCUCGUUUAGAACUAGUCGCAAACUUUCAUUCUAAUUCUGUUGUUGGAAGAAAUGUAGGUGAAGUUAAAGUGAUAUUUGAAAACCCUCCUUAAGAAGUCAUUAUUUUAUUAGCACCUGGUUGUAUUUAUGGAACUACAUUUGGUGAUAAAUCAAUGGACUUUUUAGAAAAAUAAUUUCUAUUUGAUUUAAAUAAUAAAUGGGUUAUGGAAUGUGCAUUCAAGCCUGAUAAAAAAUACUGCUAAUACUUUAAUAUUGAGCAUCUUCCAUACUCAGAUUUUGUAGCUGGAGGAGUCUGUGAGGUUACAGAUGCAGCUAUAGGAAGAUAUUUAAGAGAAGGCUAUAGAAAAUAUAAGGGCCUCGAUCUAAAAUCUGAAGUUAAAUCAGUUAAAAGCAUAAUUAAAGGGGUUUGGAACCAAGAAUUAAAAGUAAGAAUCUUUCAUAUCUAAGUUUGAUAAUCAAAGGUUGAUAUCCAUAAUGACAGACUUCCCAAUCAAAUUAGAAUUGGCAUAAUAUCCUUUACCAUCAGAUGCUAAUUUCAGAAUGGAUGUUCUAAUGUGGAAAUUGAGAGAUUUUGAUUAAGCCUAAUAGUGGAAAGAAAACCUUGAAAUAUUUUAAAGGCAAGAUAGAAAAUUGAGAGAAGCAAUGGGACAAAAAAAGAAGAAGAAAUGA
Paramecium octaurelia is the source of this 3187-nucleotide messenger RNA. Lineage: Eukaryota; Ciliophora; Oligohymenophorea; Peniculida; Parameciidae. The record is from the annotation of a GenBank genome assembly.